This is a messenger RNA of Parastagonospora nodorum SN15, 1005 nucleotides long. RefSeq lists its product as hypothetical. Lineage: Eukaryota; Fungi; Ascomycota; Dothideomycetes; Pleosporales; Phaeosphaeriaceae. The transcript has 2 exons. The record is from RefSeq and is a predicted model, not a curated record. Bases 1 to 1005 code for a protein of 334 amino acids.
AUGAUGAAGCUCGAUCCGGCAGUCGUGAAGCUCCUCGGGCUCGACACGGCGACGACGACGACGGUUACUUCUGCAGGUGGGGGAGGCUGCAGCUCAGCAUCGACGUCGAAGAUUGUGUCGAAGCGCCAAGAUGGAACAGAGAAGGCCUUUUUCAUGAAGACAGGCAGCGGAAAGGAUGCAAAGGUGAUGUUCGCAGGAGAAAACGCGUCAUUACGCGCUAUCCACAACGCCGUACCAUCGCUUUGUCCUCAAUCAUUCGGCCACGGCGAGUUCGAGUCGCAGCCUGGAACGAGCUUUCUCGUGACCGACUUCCUUCACCUCAGCCCACGAUGGAGCUCGAAAUCGUCCAAAUCACAGUCGCUAGCACAGAAGCUUGCAAAAUUGCACACCACGCCUGCGCCCGCACCGGAAGGCUAUGACAAGCCAAUGUUUGGCUUUCCUGUGACCACUUGCUGUGGAGACACCCCACAGGACAACAGCUACAAAGCGAGCUGGGCCGACUUCUACGCGGACAAUAGAUUGCGAUUCAUCCUCAAAAGAGCAGAGAAAGCAAAUGGCAGCGACAAGGAGUUUCAUUCUCUGGUCGAGACCAUUGCUUCGAAGGUGGUUCCACGCUUACUCGGCGACGAUCAUUUGAACAACGGCAAAGGCGUCACUCCCGUUGUCGUCCAUGGUGAUCUGUGGAGUGGCAAUGCCAGUAUCGGUGUUAUUGGCAGCCAAAAGGGUGAGCCCGAAGACGUCGUCUACGAUUCUUCUGCAUGCUACGCGCACAGCGAGUUUGAGCUCGGCAUUAUGAAGAUGUUUGGAGGUUUUGGUGGAGGCUUUUCGAAGGAGUAUCACGAGCUAUGUCAGAAGACAGAGCCAGUGGACGAGUAUGAAGACCGUGUGAAGCUGUAUGAGCUCUACCACCACUUGAACCACUUUGCGCUCUUCGGUGGCAGCUACAAGAGCGGAGCGACGAGCAUCAUGCAAGCAUUGUUAAGGAAGUAUGGCGAUGGCGUUUGA